Triticum turgidum subsp. durum (durum wheat) is the source of this 1614-nucleotide messenger RNA. The record is from the annotation of a GenBank genome assembly. NCBI's taxonomy places the organism in Eukaryota, Viridiplantae, Streptophyta, Magnoliopsida, Poales, Poaceae.
AUGGGCGAACCGCAGUUUAUCAUCGGCACCUCCAUGAGCGAUAUGCUCGCCAGCAUGGAGCGCGACGGACGGGACCCUGCGACGCUCGACCUUGGCUCAAACUAUCUGCUCUACUUCGUGUACGACUACCUCCCGCACCCGCCGGUCUCCCCCACCGCCGCUCACUCGCUCUCCGGCGUGCCGCGGGCCCCCGGCGGCGUGGACCGCAUCAGCCGCCUCCCCGAUGCGGUCCUCGCUGAAAUCCUCUCCCGCCUCCCCGCCAAGGACGCCGCGCGCACCUCCGCCCUCGCCUCGCGCUGGCGCCCCCUUUGGCGCUCGGCGCCCCUCUCUCUCGUCGACGGCCAUCUGCUUCCGGACGACGGCGCGGCCGGGCAGCUCCCCAUCGGCGUUCCCUCUCCCCGUGCCGUCACCGCCGCGGUGUCCCGCAUCCUCGCGGCGCAUCCGGGGCCCUUCCGCUGCGUCCACCUCACCCGCAGCACCAUGGACGAGCACCGAGGCGAGAUGGCCCGCUGGAUCGACACCCUCGUCGCCAAGGGGGUCAAAGAACUCGUCUUUGUCAACCGCCCUUGGCCGAUUGACCUGCGCCUCCCCGCCACGAUCUUCGGCUGCGCCUCCCUCACACGCCUCUAUCUCGGCCUCUGGAGGCUCCCGGACACCGCCGCCGUGCCGCGCGGCGCCAGAUUCCCCAACCUCAAGGAGCUCGGCCUCUGCAUGACUGUCAUGGAGGACCGUGAUCUGGCCUUCAUGCUUGAAAGAUGCCCCGUCCUGGAGUUCCUCGUCCUCAUGGGAAGCCAGACCGGAGUGCGCCUCCGCCUCGUCAGCCAGAGACUGCGCUGCGUUCAGCUUGGCCAUGCCUUAUUGGAGUACAUCGACGUGGUGGAUGCCCCUAGCCUGGAGAGGCUCUUCUUUUCGGAAAUUGUCCCCCCUGGCAAGCUCAAGUCCUUCAGGAAGAGGAACGACGACAACCACUCCACCAUGAACGGCUCCUCCAGGAUCAAGAUUGGGCGUGCACCUAACCUCCGUGUGCUGGGAUACAUUCAGCCAGGAGAGCAAGAGUUGGGGAUUAGCAACACCAUCGUCGUGGCUGGUAGCAAGGAGAACAUUCUCCCUAGUGUCCAGAUUUUGUCCAUGGAGGUGCAGUUCGGUGUCCGCAAUGCUGUCAAGAAAGUGCCUGGUUUCCUCAGAUGCUUUCCUAACCUGGAGACGCUACAUGUUUAUUCCCCUCCCAUAUCUGAAGAGUCCACUGGCAAGGUCAAUCUCAAGUUCUGGCAGGAGGGCGGUCCCAUCAAUUGUGUGGUGCAGAGCAUGAAGAAGGUGUUCUUCUACGAGUUCCAUGGGUUGAGAAGCGAGGUUGCUUUCCUCAAGUUCAUCGCAGAGACCGGUCGGGUGCUGGAGCAUAUGGUGGUUCUGGUGGCCAAAGAAUGUUUCUCCUCCGGAGAUGAUAAUGUGAGGGCCAAGCUGAAGCCUCUGGCGAGCGUGAAAUGGAACAACCAGGCUUGCAAAGUACAGCUCUUCAAGAGCGGGCGCACUAACCCGGGAGGUCCUGUUUACAGCAACAAGAUAGCUUCCGACUUUGGGUUUGCUGACCCUUUUGACCUCCUCGGGCACUACUAG